AUGCACACAGCCUUCAUUUCUAUAGACCUAAAGAGUGCAUUCGACACCCUCUGGUGGCCAGCAAUUAAGCAGGCCCUCAGAGGAGCACACUGCCCCUCCAACCUAUUCAACAUCUUCAACAGCUACCUCCACGACCGCCAUAUUCAGCUUGUAAAUAACGACGGUACGACAUCCAAGGUACAAGAAAAAGGUUGUCCGCAGGGGUCCUGUGCGGGACCGACACUCUGGAACCUCACCUUCAAUUCAGUCCUUGAAACCAACUGGCCACAGCAUACAAACAUCACUGCUUAUGCAGACGACGUAGCCCUGCUCGUAAGAGGACGCACCAGGAAAGAACUGGAACGCAACAGCACAGAGACCUGCACCUUAUUUACCACCGCAUGCAACAAAUUAAAGCUCACGAUCUCCAUAGGAAAAAUCGUCAGCAAUAAUAAUUCCCAGACGAGGUACCAAUCCAACUCGUCGUCCAUGCAUAAAACUCCUAGGCCGAAACAUCAAAAUUGCGCGGAAUCUGAAGUAUUUAGGGGUAGUAUGGGACCAAGGUCUCACCUGGAUUCCGCAUAUCAUGGAAACCAGAAACAAGACGUCAAAUAUCGCCCGCAUAGCAAGACAAUUUCAAGGUCGCAACUGGGGCCAAAACCCCCACAUCCAAAAAGUGCUAUACCUCACAGUUGUAGAAAAAAUAGCUUUAUACGCUGCAGUGAUCUGGGCGCAGCCAAUGGGUACUCGCAAGAUCAGGCAACUUACAACGCUACACAACGCCCCUUCGCCCUGCAAUUAAGCAAAGCCUACCGCACAACCGCCACCAGUGCAGCAACAGUUCUAGCCGGCAUAUUACCACUCCAUAUAAAAGCAGAGAUGGAGGCAACUUUUACUAAAUUGAUCCACCUACGCAAAGAUGCAACUUUCGCAAAUACCAGCUACAGUCCAGUCCAGUUCGAACGUCCCUCCACUUCUACCCAUACUCAUCCAGCUCUCAGAGGAAGUGGAACCCACAUCAAAAUUGACAAGCAACAGACUCACACCUCGACACACGCACCACGGAAUGGGAACCAGAUCUACACAGACGGUUCAAAGCAGGAGAAUGGUGUAGGCAGUGCUUUUGUGCACUAUGAGAAUGGCAAAACUGUACACGACUGGCAAGGACAACUUCGCACUCACAAUAGCAUCUUCCAGGCGGAAGUACUGGGAAUUACGGCAGCAGUGCAACAUCUCAUAGAUUGCCAGAUCCCACGAGCAAAUAUCUAUACCGAUAGCCUUUCAACUUUACUUGCACUUGAGAACCAUCAUCAUGUCUCACCUCUCAUACUCAGUCUCCAACAUCUCCUUAUGCAACACCCUCAUUACCAUUUCAAUCUAGUCUGGGUUAAAGCCCAUGCGAAUAAUGAGGGCAACGAGGCUGCUGACACGUUGGCCAAAGAUGCAAUUUCCAACCCGACAGCCCAACCCAUCACCGUACCUGCGCCCUGCUCUUAUCUAAAGGGCCUCCUACGAGAGCAAGGAAUGCACCAAUGGCAACGUGAGUGGACCGAAUGCGAGACAGGCAGACGGACUUUCACCUACCUCCCGAAAGUUUCCGCCGAUCGACUCUUUGCCGUAGCACCUCUCACCUACUUCAUCACGGGUCACGGCCCGUUUCCCAGCUAUUACAAUCGCCACGGCAUCUCAAAUACAGAUAUCUGUGUCUGUGGAUCAGAAGGGUCACCAGACCAUUACGUAUUUGAAUGUCCUUUGACGGCUGCACACCAUCUUCCGCUACCUACAAAUAAUAGGAACGCCUAUCACCGGUUCCUUAUAACGCAUAAAGGAGCGGUUAAUUCAAUCUCCAGCAUCAUGAAUACCAUCGCGGCAUUGGGCACAGACCUUUGCCUACCGUGCUAA
Stegodyphus dumicola is the source of this 1881-nucleotide messenger RNA. RefSeq lists its product as uncharacterized. The record is from RefSeq and is a predicted model, not a curated record. Lineage: Eukaryota; Metazoa; Arthropoda; Arachnida; Araneae; Eresidae.